AUGGAUACUUCCGCCACAGCGACGCCGGUGUCGCAGCCACCGUUGGCCACCCAAUUGCAACCAUCACAUUGUCAGGUAUCGAUAACUGCCGACAAUCUCCGCACGUUCUCCGAUUCCCUCACCGCUUUCCAACAAUGCUUCAAUGAUCUACAACGACACAUUAAUUCAAUACAAACCUCAAUCAACACUAUGCUGCUACCCCCUCAACCUUUACCUGCCUCAUCAUCAUCACCAGCAGUUGCAACCCCAGCCUCAGCCCCGGCCCCGGAGCCAGAACCAUCUUGGGAAUCUGACCCCUCUGAAGACCUAGAAGAAGAAGAAGAAGUCCAGCAAGAGGAGAAGGAAGUGGAGGGAGGCGAGGGCGAAGGUGAAGACGAAGGCGAGGAAGUGAAUUCGCUUCACGUAGAACUGAAAUUGCCUCCUUCAGAACUGAAAUCGCCUCUUUCAGAACUGAAAUCGCCCCGUUCAGAGUUAGAAAUCUUCUGCGAAACGAUGGACCAUUGUGGUUUGCGGAAGUAUAUGACAACACAUAUUUCAAAUUUUCGUGGACUGCGUGAAGAAGUCUGUAAGGCAUUGAGACUUUCGCCCAAUCCUGCAACCCUUGUAUUUAAUUGUAUCGGUAAGUUUUAUAUUACAGCGGGCAAGAAGUUUGCUAAUGAAUCACCUUUGGGACGGGGAAGGAAGGCUAAAGUAUUGCUUUUGGAGUGCUUCUUGUUAAUGAUAGGAAUCUGUGACAAGGGAGUUGAGAUUGAGAAUUGGGUGAAGGAAGAGGCAGAGCAAACAGCUUUAGCAUGGUUGGAGAGGAUGAAGUCUGAAGGAGGAGGAAAGCUUCAAGAAAUUGAUGCCCGAGGUUUGCUCUUCUUUAUUGGGGGUUUCGGGAUUCCAGAUCAAUUUACAAAUGCGAAUAUCAGAACUUUGCUUCAGGUAAGUAACCUUAAGUGGAGUUUUGAUGCACUCAAAAGAUCAAACGCUCUCAUGGCGAAGCUUCCAGAAAUAAUAGAGGAAAUGGUGGCGAACAAGGCAGUAAUUAAAGCUGUUCAUAUUGUCUAUAGUGUUGGAAUGCAGGACAAAUUUAACCCUAGGACACUUUUAACAACAUUUAUAAGAGAGUCCAAAAAAUUAUUUGACAACAUGAAUGGAUCACAAAGUGCACAUCAAGGGAAUAUUGUAGCAAAAGGGAAGUACUUAGGUGAUCUGAGAUCGAUCAUCAAAUGUUUGAGAAAUCACGAGGUUGAUCCUUCAAAAGUUCUUCCCGGAUGGGAAAUCAGUAAGAGAAUAGCGAGUUUGGAGAAAGAAAUUGCUGAAUUCAAUAAGCAGAUACCUGAUAAGAAGAUAGCACAUGGAUCGCAUAAGAGAAAAAAGGAUGGAACUGUGUGGUUGAGCAACAAAGAAGUGAAACACUCACAUUCUUCAAAUCCAUGGCCGCCACAACAUCAAAGAGUUGCUAGUAAUGUCAUUAGCAAUAACACCUUGUUUGAAGGUGGUGGAACUGCUGGCCACAAUUAUGGUUAUUUUAUGCCACCUUUGGUAUUGCAUGGACCUGUUGCGGGCUCAAUUCAUGAAAAUGUUGGUUAUUCACUGGCAGGACCUGUGAGAGGUGUGGCCAUUGGUGGACCUGGAGCAGGUAUAUCAGCAAGUGCUACUAGUAUUCAUGCAGGCAUGGAUAUUGUCCUGCAAGGAGUUCCAUUUGCUGGAGGUCAUCGAGGGAAUCGAGUUGAUAGCAUACCCGGGCAAAUAGGUAGUCAUACUGGUCAAUUUUAUGGAUCCACUUAUAGGCCAUCAACGCCAAACACCAUAGCCGGUGAUACUUAUAGGCCUGCACCAUUCAUGGAAAGCUCAAAGGGCUUGCCAAACACCAUACCUGGUGAUUCUAGUAGGACACCCCCGUACUUGGAAGUCUCUCCGGGGUUGCCAAACACCAUACCUAGUAAUGCUUAUAGGCCUGCACCAUACAUGGAAAGCUCUAAGGGUUUGCCAAACACCAUACCUGGUGAUUCUAAUAGGACACCACCGUACUUGGAAGUCUCUCCGGGGUUACCAAACACCAUACCCAGUAAUGCUUAUAGGCCUGCACCAUACAUGGAAAGCUCUAAGGGUUUGCCAAACACCAUACCUGGUGAUUCUAAUAGGACACCACCGUACUUGGAAGUCUCUCCGGGGUUACCAAACACCAUACCCAGUAAUGCUUAUAGGCCUGUUCCAUACAUGGAAAGCUCUAAGGGUUUGCCAAACACCAUACCUGGUGAUGCUAAUAGGCCAUCGCCAAAACUGGAAGGCUCUAUGGAGUUGCCGAACACUAUAAAUGGUGAUGCUUAUAGGCCACCACCAUAA
Molecule: messenger RNA, 2331 nt
Organism: Solanum verrucosum
Lineage: Eukaryota; Viridiplantae; Streptophyta; Magnoliopsida; Solanales; Solanaceae
Exons: 1
Coding region: 1-2331 (776 amino acids)
Source: RefSeq, a predicted model, not a curated record